Messenger RNA from Peromyscus eremicus (cactus mouse), 1810 nucleotides. It is a transcript of the gene Dazap2, whose product is annotated as DAZ associated protein 2. The record is from RefSeq and is a predicted model, not a curated record. Lineage: Eukaryota; Metazoa; Chordata; Mammalia; Rodentia; Cricetidae. The coding region runs from base 121 to 744 and encodes 207 amino acids. The transcript is spliced from 4 exons.
UCGGGCGCCGACUGACGCAGCGCGGACGGGCGUCACGUGACACGGAAGUGACUCCGAACAGGAAGAGGACGGAAAAAAUAACCGUCCGCGACGCCGAGUGGAAGCGGACCCGCGGCCACCAUGAACAGCAAAGGUCAAUAUCCAACACAGCCUACCUACCCUGUGCAACCUCCUGGGAAUCCAGUGUAUCCUCAGACCUUACAUCUUCCUCAGGCUCCACCCUAUACUGAUGCUCCGCCUGCGUACUCAGAGCUCUAUCGUCCAAGCUUUGUCCAUCCAGGGGCUGCCACAGUCCCCACCAUGUCCACUGCGUUUCCUGGCGCCUCUCUGUAUCUGCCUAUGGCCCAGUCUGUGGCUGUCGGGCCCUUAGGCUCCACAAUCCCCAUGGCUUACUAUCCGGUUGGUCCCAUCUAUCCACCUGCCUCCGCCUCCUGGAUGCCCUCCCAACGCUGCCCAGCUUGCAGUCAUGCAGGGAGCCAACGUCCUUGUAACUCAGCGCAAGGGAAACUUCUUCAUGGGUGGCUCGGAUGGUGGCUACACCAUCUGGUGAAGAACCGUGGCCACUCCUGUGCCGGGAAAGACAUCACAUACCUUCAGCACUUCUCACGAUGUAACUGCUUUAGUCCUAUUAACCUGAAGUUGCAGUUUAGACACAUGUUUUUGGGGUGUCUUUCUGGUGUCCAAACUUUGAGGCACUUUUCAAAUUUAAUAAAGAACCAUGUAAGGGUAGCAGUCCCUCCCUAAAGCAUUUUGAGGUAGGGAGGGCAUCCAUUCUUCAAAUGAAUGUGAGUGAAGCAGCCCGAGGCUCUUCGUUAAUUCCUCUGGAGUAAUACUGUACCAUACUGGUCUUCGCUUUUAGUAAUAAAACAUCAAAUUAAGUUUGGAGGGAACUUUGAUCUUCCUAAGAAUUAAAGUUGCCAAAUUAUUCUGAUUGGUCUUUAAUCUCCUUUAAGUCUUUGAUUUAUAGUUGUUAAAUGGACCGCACUAGCUGUCUGCCUUUUCCUUCCCAAUAUCUGCCCACCGGCCUGCCCUGUCCUUGGUCUUCCGUCCCUCCCAUCAGUCUCCAUUGAAUCAGUGGUGCAGGACAGAAAGCCAGUCACUCACCCCUUCUCGCCUCACACCUGUCCCAUUUGCCAUUUUUAACUUGUCUUUCAUAAGGAUCCUCUGAAGCCCCCUGUGCCCCGAGCACAGGCCCCAUUUCUUUGGGUUUUGUAUAGCUCCAGAAGGUGGUGAGGUACCUUUAAGACCCGCCUCAUAGACCGACUCUGCAUCACCACGAACCCAGACUUGCUGUGGUACCAGAACCUGAACAACAGUUCUCAGAGCAAACUGUCCCAGAAAAGUUUCUUUAAAAGUGAAGGGCAGGGGAGAUGCAUAUCACAAGCUUGGCUUUGAAGCCAAACUAAGGGCGUUUCAGAUCAAAACCCGGUUUUCAUUUUCUGAGUGUGUAAUGCAGCCACGCAGGUUCCCAGAAGUUUCCUGUGAGGGGUUAGUUAGUCAGGUCACGUGAAUGCCUCGCUAUGAAAUGACUUGAGUCCAGUGAGAUCUCAUUAGGAUUAAUAUUUCAGGGAUCCUUAAUAUUUUGAUUUGUUUUCUGAGAUUGGAUUUUAUUUUAUUUUAUCUGAUAUUUCAGUUCAUCUAAAUCUUGUGUUCUGUACGUGUGAUGUUUGACUGUACCAUCGACUGUUAUGGAAGUUCAGCGUUGUCUGUCUCUCUACACUGUGGUGCACUUAACUUGUGGAUUUUUUAUACUAAAAAUGUAGAAUAAAGACUAUUUUGAAGAUUUGAAUAAAGUGAUGAAGUUGCAUUA